UCAUGGAUAUCACAAUCAUAAUUACCACGGAUAAAAUGCACACAAUGAAGACACCACUCUUCAUUUUCAUCGUCUUCUCCACGCUCUCACUUUCUUCUGCCCAAUCCCUAGUUCCUGUUCGCGACACUGACGGGAAUAUCAUCCGGUCAGGCACCGGUUACUACAUCUUGCCCACUACACGUGGCCUGGGUGGGGGCAUUAAACUAGUGCCCACAACCAUAAACGAGACGUGCCCUAGUGACGUGGUGCAAGAAAACAACGAUCUGCAAAAUGGGCUACCGUUGACUUUCAUACCAGUCAAGGCAAACAAAGAUGGCAACAUCUUUGAAUCCAUCGAUCUAAACAUUAGGUUCUCAGGUUCAACGGCUUGUAUCCGGUCUGCGAUUUGGCGAAUUGAUCAGGGUGUGAAUGGGCAACGAGAGAUAUCAAGCCAUGGGAGCUUAGGGAACCCAGGCCCACAAACCAUAAGCAAUUGGUUCAAGAUAGAGAAGCAUGAGGAUGGGUACAAGCUAGUGUUCUGCCCCACUGUGUGCAACACUUGCAGGCCAGCUUGUGGAGAUAUUGGUCAUACGAUUGCUAAAACUGGACGUCUAAGUCUGGUCAUAAAUAACACGCCCCUUAAGGUCAAUUUUAAGAAGGCAUAAAGACUUAUGUGCCCAUUGUGAAUGGGUUGUAUGUCGGUAUACUUUGUAUGUAUAAUAAAGGGCUGGGAUAUGCUCUAAAAGCUAUUUUAUCAAUAAAGAUAUGAUUCCAGGUCAA
This is a messenger RNA of Lactuca sativa (garden lettuce), 759 nucleotides long. Its product is annotated as kunitz trypsin inhibitor 5. The record is from RefSeq and is a predicted model, not a curated record. Gene Ontology annotation, molecular function: endopeptidase inhibitor activity. Lineage: Eukaryota; Viridiplantae; Streptophyta; Magnoliopsida; Asterales; Asteraceae.